Molecule: messenger RNA, 654 nt
Organism: Vicia faba (fava bean)
Lineage: Eukaryota; Viridiplantae; Streptophyta; Magnoliopsida; Fabales; Fabaceae
Source: the annotation of a GenBank genome assembly
AUGUUUAGAUUCUGGGGAUCACCAGAUCAACCAUCGCAGCAGGGUUCAUCACAGUCGUGGUAUCCACCAUCUGUGACGAGCUCGUCGAGUUCUUCGAGACCUGCUACACCCGCUUCCUCUUCGGGUUCGCCGAGGCCUUCUUCGCAUGUUCCGCCAGCUGAAGCCGCCGGAACAAUUGCUUCUUUGAAGGACAAGAGUGUUGAUGAGUUGAGAAAGCUUUUAUCUGAUAAAGAUGCGUAUCAACAGUUUCUACAAUCACUUGAGCAGGUCAAGAUUCAAUCCAAUCUUAAAGAUGAACUUAGCAAGGAGAAUUUGCAACUUGCAGAGGAAAAUCUACAAAAGGAACCUCGUAUCAUGGAACUUAGGAAUCAGUGUAGAAUAAUUCGCACAACUGAGUUAGCUACUGCCACUGAGAAACUAAAUGAGCUUGAGAAGCAGAAAGAAGAAAUGUUAAAGUUGAAUUCUCCUGCAUCCCUUAUCCAAAGGAUUCAAGAGUCUGUGAACCAGACAGACGAGGAAUCUGAAAACCUGCACCAGCAACUCCUUGACAAAGAGAUUGACCUUGCAGCUUUCUUGCUGAAAUACAAGAAGCUACGCACCACUUUUCACAAGAGAACUCUUAUACAUCUUGCUGCUAAAACAUCAAAUAUAUGA